AUGGUGCUUGUACUUUUGUUUUGCUCAAGUCAAGUUGAUCUCUCUUUCUCUCUUGUACUUUACAUUGAAGUAUUAUGUAGUUUUUUUCAUACAUCGCUAUCAGUUUUUUUUUCAUUUUAUUCUUGCUUUGUGCUGUGCGCACCCAAACAUAGAAAACUUUCAAGUACGUUCUUUUAAUAGAUGAAUGAUUAGAAAAGUGCGAUUCUAUCUGCGCGGGAAAGUCUGAUAACUGUUUCCCUUGCUUGUUAAAAUGGCGCAUAGGAAAGCUAAACGUCCAAGGCAUGAUCCUUCUCUUCUUCAAGAUGAGCAACUUAUCCUUAUUUGUGACUGGGGAGGUUGUAGGCAGUUAUACCAAAAUAUGGAACUUUUUUUGUCUCAUGUAGCUGAUCAUGCCGGGCAAGUGGUUGUUGUCACCACAGGUGAAGAAUCAACUAUUACUUGUAUUUGGGAAGACUGUGGAUUUGAAACUUCUGAUGAUAAGGAAAUUCUUCGGCACAUAUACUAUCAUGCUUAUCAUACGAAGAUUAAAUGUUUGGGUGCUAAUCUUAUUGAAAAACUGGCACUACAAGGAUGUCAACUAGAUCCUCAAACCAGGAAUUCGGUGCCAGAGUUAUCAGGAUCCCUCAUCUGCUGCUGGGAUGACUGCAAACUAGAAUUCCUCAAUGUUCAACAGUUCUAUUGGCAUGUCCACACACACUCCAUAACUAAUGAUGAUGGCGAGAGAAAAGAGAAGAAAUGCUUGUGGACAAAUUGUAAGAGCAACUUUUCAAACAAAUUCAAGCUCAGGGAUCACCUAAAAAGUCAUUCACAAGAAAGAUCCUUAGCCUGUCCAACCUGUGGCAGCCUGUUUGCCUCUCGUACCAAACUUCAUGACCAUUGUUUGAGGCAACUUCCUUUAGAUGCCAAUGAAUUCCGCUGUUCCGAAUGCAACAAACUAUUACCUACCGAACGUUUGUUGCGAGAGCACGUUCGAUAUCACCGUCUAGUCUACACAUGCUCUCACUGCCCAAUUGAUGAAGAGGGAAAAGGUCGGAGCUUCCCCAACACCCACUCUUUAGCAACGCAUAUAUCAUAUUGUCACAGUGAUUCUCGACCAUUUUCCUGUCCCGAAGACGAUUGCAAUUACAGUGCGAAAUCGCAAACAGAUUUGAGCAAACAUCUUGAAGUUCACGCAAAUACGCUGUGGUACUGUUGCGAAGUGAGUGGGUGCGAGUUCACUGCUCGUAAUUCGGCGACACUUCAGAAACAUGUGCGCAAAAUACACGAAGGAAAUGUGGAUCCAUUGUACGAGUGUCACGUCUGUCAAGUUCGUUUUCAGGCAUCUAACUCACUCAAAAAUCAUUUGGGAAACGCUCACCAAAUCUUUCCCCUCGCUGGCAACUGUCGUUUCAAGUACAAACAAGGACCGGAUGGUCGUUUCCGAGCGGAGAACGGCGGCGGACCCCUUCAACCUCGAAAUAGUUCCUAAAAUGUCUUUCUAUAUUUGUUCCCUUAUUUUCGCAAAGGCUGUUCCAAACGGGUUGUUAGUUGACUCUCACUUUGCGUAAUAAUCUAGACGUUUAAUUACAUGUAUUUGUUCGAUUUUACUUUCUCAUAUAAAUGAAAUAAUGAAAUACAAAGUUACACACA
Messenger RNA from Daphnia pulex (common water flea), 1629 nucleotides. It is a transcript of the gene Hinfp, whose product is annotated as histone H4 transcription factor-like. Bases 251 to 1468 code for a protein of 405 amino acids. Gene Ontology annotation, molecular function: RNA polymerase II cis-regulatory region sequence-specific DNA binding; DNA-binding transcription factor activity, RNA polymerase II-specific. The transcript is spliced from 4 exons. NCBI's taxonomy places the organism in Eukaryota, Metazoa, Arthropoda, Branchiopoda, Diplostraca, Daphniidae. Gene Ontology annotation, biological process: regulation of transcription by RNA polymerase II; anatomical structure development. The record is from RefSeq and is a predicted model, not a curated record.